This is a messenger RNA of Scleropages formosus (Asian bonytongue), 2388 nucleotides long. RefSeq names its product monocarboxylate transporter 8-like. The record is from RefSeq and is a predicted model, not a curated record. Gene Ontology annotation, biological process: transmembrane transport. Gene Ontology annotation, molecular function: thyroid hormone transmembrane transporter activity. NCBI's taxonomy places the organism in Eukaryota, Metazoa, Chordata, Actinopteri, Osteoglossiformes, Osteoglossidae. Bases 49 to 1656 code for a protein of 535 amino acids. The transcript has 7 exons.
GAGUAUGGUGCAGAGUUCACAAGUGAAGGUUCUGAUCGUAAGUAUGAAAUGGACAACGUCCCCGAGGCUCCACAUAGCAACGGCACAAACCAGAUUUUGAAGAAAGAGAACUGCUGUUCACAUUUUUCUCAAGUAAAUGGAUUUAACCCACCAUCAUCACCACCACCACCACCACCACCAUCUACCACUUUUCCACCUUCUACCAGUCAGGAUCACACAGCUGUAAUUCCAGAUGGGGGUUACGGCUGGGUUGUAGCCUUUGCUUCUAUGUGGUGCAAUGGAUGCAUCUUAGGGAUUCAUAAUUCUUUCAGUAUUUUGCACAUGAUGCUCAUAGAAGGCUAUGAAGAAUCCGGCGAUCAAUCUCAGUUUAAAGUAGCCUGGGUUGGGGCCCUGUCCAUGGGCAUGAUGUUCUUCUGCUCCCCUGUCGUCAGUAUUUUCACCGACCGCUUCGGUUGUCGGAAUACAGCAGUUGGUGGGGCGCUUGUGGCUUUUGCUGGACUCCUGGCCAGUUCCUUUGCAUCGUCCCUGAGUUUGUACUACUUCACCUACGGCAUCCUUUUUGGCUGUGGUUCCUCCUUCGCCUUCCAGCCCUCGUUGGUCAUUCUGGGACAUUACUUUCGCCGUCGGCUCGGCUUGGCCAGCGGGGUGGUGACCGCAGCCAGCAGCCUCUUCACCAUGGGCUUUCCUGUUCUGCUGGAAGAGGCAGUGACUCCACUCGGACUCGGCACCACCUUCCAGGUCCUCAGCAUCUUCUUGCUCAUACAGGUGCCGCUGUCUCUCACCUUCCGCCCGCUGCCUUCCGCCGGGCCUCAUCGUCGAGCCCAACCUGCCUCGUCUUCCCCAGAGGGCAAUGCCCCAAGUCCUCCAAUCCCUGGCCCUGAUCUGCAGGGUGGGGCUGGAUUGAGAAAAUACUUCAAUUUGAAGGUGUUUGGUGUCACCACUUACAGGCAGUGGCUGUUUGGAGUAGCUGUGGCGACACUGGGAUACUUUGUGCCAGUUGUUCAUCUGAUUAGCUUUGCAGAAGAAAAAUUUAAAGGAACUCAGAAGGUAUGGAUUCUACUGAUCUAUGUCGGUGGCUCGUCUUGCGUGGGGCGUCUCAUCUUCGGUAAAGCGAUAGACCUCAUAGGUGGAGUGAAGAAGCUCUUUCUUCAGGCUGCCUCUUUUGUGGUGAUGGGAGUGGUACUUGCCACCUUCCCCCUGUGUCGAACCUUUGAAGCCUUGGUGGCGGCAUGCUUGUUGCAAGGCUUGUGUGAUGGCUGCUUCCUCAGCUGCAUGGCCCCGAUCGUCUUCGAGUUGGUGGAUCAGCGGAUGGCGUCCCAGGCCAUCGGCUAUCUGCUGGGUUUCCUAGCACUCCCCAUGAUCGUGGGGCCGCCGAUUGCAGGGCUCCUGCAUGACCACUUUGGCAACUACGAUGUGGCAUUCCACCUGACAGGAGUACCUAUCGUAGUUGGGGGUCUGCAGCUCUUUUUGGUUCCCUUCAUCCACUGGCGGGCACAGGGCUACGAGCCUGAACACGGCACCAGCUCAGAACCUGUUCCAACCCUCUCUGCAAACAUUGCUGACAGAUCAUUUGUACAGCUGGACAUUUUUUUUUUACUGGAGAAAUUUAGGGUAAGUACCUUGCUCAAGGGUAAUACAGGAGGAGCCAAGACUUGAACCUACAAUAUCAGGGUUCAAGGGCAGCUGCAGUAACCACUACACUACCAGUUAUCCCUACUGUCAUGAUCUUUAAAGGGACCCUGAUACUGCACUACUGAUAAACUUUAUUUUUCUUAAUAGAACUCUGGACAUUAUUAACGCAGAAAUGUAUCAACAGCUGAGCACAUUUCUACUAUAUUUAAUUUUUUUUUUUAAACCAGUUUUUCUUUCAAGCUUCUUCCUGCUUAUAAUAUUACAAAAAACUUUGGAGGUGCUCCAUUUCCCCAGUUAACACUCUCCAGCUCACAGAAACACAACACACCCCAGUUAUAACCCAGCAUUUCUUUAUGCCCACCAGCAUUUCCUUGGAUGUAGAACGAGAGAAACCGAAGAUGUGGAGUUACACGGCAAUAUAUUACAUUCACCAUAAUGUUAAAAUGAAUCACAGCUUAGAAACCAAUGUAAUGUCCCUUUCCUUCAGAAUUUUCUGUAUUUUUAAUAUUUUGGACACAAAGUAACUGAAUGCGUUUGUCUGUUUCAUUGACUUUGUGUACACAUCAGUAUCAGUCACAGAGUCUGCAGUCUUUUUUGCGAGGUGGACUGUGCAUCCGAAGGCCCUCUGGCGCCACAGCGCCACUCCGUCGAGCACUCGGUACCCAGCGGCCCUCCUAAAACUGUACAUAGAGUGACUGUUGACUGUAUGUACUUUUGUUUUGUGAGGGUCUUUUGUUGUACAUGCAGGAAGCAUAA